AUGAGCCGCGCGGUGCUAAUCAGCGCGCGAGGCGGCGGUAGCGGCGGCGCGUUCGGCGCGAACCGCAUUGUGGUGCUCUUCACCGUGUCGCUGCUGCUCGUGGCGUCCGCUGCCGCUUCAUUCUUCGCCUUCUGCCCCGCCUCGUCGCGAUCCAUCGACGAAACUAAGCAGCACCAGCGGCAGUUGCAGCAGGAGCAGCAGGAGGGGGUGGUUGGGAACUUCAGCGCAAGUCAACCGAGUCAACAGGGGCAACAGCAGGUCAACGGCGCCAGUGAAGGGGGAAGAGGAGAGGCAGGAGAUGGAUCAGGGGGAGGAGGGGCAGGAGGGGCAGGAGAGGCAGCAGCAGGGCCGGGGGAGCAGGAGGAGAUAGAUGAGAAUCAGCCGCCGGAAACUUCGGGGAAAUGCCCCCCAUCUGAAACAAUUGUCAAGCACAGCCUGUGGCACGCCAGCGGGCGCUACUUCCACUCUAUGGGCGUCUUCCCUUUCUGCUCCAUGGACGCAUGCUUCAACUACUCGCGCUGCCCCGCAGACCCCUCCCACGAGCCGCUAGUCUACUCCUACUGGCCCGGCCAGCAUUACUUUAAGAGGUUCAAUGAGACCCGCUGGCACACAGACGAUCCUGCCAAGGCGUGUUUCUUCUUUGUGCAUAUGGCGAGAGGGCAACCGAACGAGUUCACGGAUUUGGAGCACUGGGGAGAGAACGGCGCUAACCACGUGCUCAUAAGUUUCUCAGACUCUUGGAGCGGUCCAUCCCCUUUUGGAGUCUCCUCGGCAAUGGUUAUGGUCACCAACGCACAGGCCACGAUCAUGAGAACAGAUUUCGACACUUCCAUCCCGCUGCCCCAAAUGUGGAAAAACCCGCCCGUUGAGCUCCGGAACCUGCCCGCCGGAUCUGCCCGGAAAUAUUUCCUGACGUUCCGAGGCACGCGUUACCUGGGGAAUUUGAAGGGUAAUUUCCGGAGUGCCCCGGAGUUUAAGGCGUUGCACAACGGCAAGGAUGUGGUUGUGCUGACAAGAUGCGGGGGAUCUACCAACGCGCGCAUUCUCGCAGAGGAACCUUCCUUGAAGCCCGAGUGCGACGAGGAUGCCAAGCUGUACACUCAGUACGACUUUGCUGACGUCAUGAACACCACCUUCACUCUUGCUCCGGCCGGCCGACAAGGUUCCACCUAUAGGUUCCUGGAGGCGCUAACAGUGGGAGCCAUCCCAGUGGUGGUGGCGGACAACUGGCGGUUACCAUUCGACGACAUCAUCUCAAUGAAGCGCUCGGAAGAAAAGCGCGCCAAAUCCCCCAAAACCUCCAAGAAAAAGGCGAAAACAGACUCGCCGUCGGUCAAGUCUUCCAAAAAGCCGAAACCCUCAGCUAAAUCCGCAGACGGAGCGGCGAAGAGCUCGCUGCGCGCCGAUGACGACACGUGGAAGCAGCGCGCCUCGGCCGAGAAGGACCACGCCGAUCUCUCCGGCGGCAGCGACGGCGACGCCGCAGACGGCAUUGAUCCCGCCGCUGCCGGCGCGGCCAGCACGGCAGGAGGGGGCGAGGCCGGCGUGGGUGAUGGGUAUGAGGAGAUGACGGGGUUAGUUCUCCGCAAUGAGGAAUUUGAGGACGGCAACACGGGCGGCAGCGGCAGUGGCGGCGUGCGAUGCCUGCACGAAGUUGCGUACCCCAAGGGCUGGAAGCUUCCGACCAGCAAGGAAGCUGCGCGGAAACCGCUGCCGGAGAAGCCCGCCAAGGAGUACCCGUUUAAGCUUGACCCGUUUCAGGAAGAGGCCGUGCGGUGCUUGGAAGCGAACGAAUCCGUGCUGGUGUCAGCACACACAUCUGCUGGGAAAACAGUGGUGGCAGAAUACGCCAUAGCCAUGGCGAUGCGGGACAACCAGCGGGUCGUGUACACGUCGCCCAUCAAGGCGCUGAGCAACCAGAAGUUCCGGGAAAUGAGUCAGGAGUUUGGGGACGUGGGGCUCAUGACUGGCGAUGUCACCAUUGCCCCCAACGCAACAUGCCUGGUUAUGACCACUGAGAUUCUCCGCAGCAUGCUGUAUCGAGGAUCUGACUUCGUGCGCGAGGUGGGGUGGAUUAUAUUCGACGAGGUGCAUUACCUGAGGGACAAGGAGCGAGGGGUGGUGUGGGAGGAGAGUAUCGUCAUGGCUCCCAAGUCCUCCCGCUUCGUCUUCCUCUCCGCUACGGUCCCCAAUGCAAGGGAAUUCGCUGAGUGGGUGGCAAAGGUGCACCAGCAGCCGUGCCACAUUGUAUACACGGACUACCGCCCCACGCCCCUGCAGCACUACAUCUUCCCCGCCGGGGGCAUGGGCCUAUUCCUAGCCGUCGACGAGAAGGGCAAGUUCCGCGAAGCUUCCUUCCACAAGGCGAUGAAUGCAGUGGAAGGCGGGGAGGGCGGCGGAAAGGGGGAGGACGGGGAGGACGGGGGGAAGAAAGGGGGGAAGUGGGGGAAGGGGAAGCGGGGGGCGGGAGGGGGCGGUCCGGGGGGAGCCGGGGGAGGGGGAGGAGGGGGGAAGAAGGGGGAGGAGAGUGAUAUAUACAAGAUAGUGAAGAUGAUAAUGCAGAGGCAGUACGACCCGGUGAUUGUGUUCUCGUUCAGUCGGGCUGAUUGUGAGGCGCUGGCGCUGCAGAUGUCACGCAUGGACUUGAAUGACGAUGAUGAGAAGACGCUGAUUGACGGGAUUUUCAGGAAUGCGAUUGACAGCCUGGCAGAAGAGGACAAGAAACUGCCGCAGGUGAACAGCAUGCUGCCGCUGCUGCGGAGGGGCAUCGGCAUUCACCACUCGGGGCUGCUGCCCUUGCUGAAAGAAGUGAUUGAGAUCCUCUUUCAAGAGGGGUUGCUUAAGUGCCUGUUUGCCACCGAGACCUUCAGCAUCGGGCUCAACAUGCCGGCCAAAACGGUCGUUUUCACCAACGUGCGCAAGUGGGACGGCACCAAGUCCCGGUGGCUAUCAGGAGGCGAGUAUAUUCAGAUGAGCGGGCGAGCGGGCAGGCGAGGCCUGGAUGACCGGGGCAUUUGCAUUCUGAUGGUGGACUCGCGGAUGGAACCAGCGGUAGCCAAGGGGAUGGUGAAGGGCUCUGCAGACCCGCUAGUGAGCGCCUUCCACCUGUCCUACAACUUCAUUUUGAACCAGCUGAGGAGCCCAGAGGUGGAGAUCGAGCAGACCAUCAGAAGCUCUUACCGCCAGUUCCAGUCAGACAGAGCGUUGCCAGCCCUGCAGGCGCGCCUACAAGCCCUGGAAGCCGAGCAUUCAGCAAUCAGCAUCCCCGACGAGUCAAGCCUCCUCGCCCUCCUCUCCCUCCGCCGCCAACUGUCCGCCCUGAGAGCUGAAAUCCGCUCCUUCCUAACCACCCCCCUCCAUGCCCUCCCCUUCCCGUUCCCCGUCGCCCCCUUUUCCGCCCCACAGGCACGCUUACAAGCAUUGGAAGCUGAACUUUCAGCAAUCAGCAUCCCCGACGAGUCAAGCCUCCUCGCCCUCCUCUCCCUCCGCCGCCAACUGUCCGCCCUGAGAGCUGAAAUCCGCUCCUUCCUAACCACCCCCCUCCAUGCCCUCCCCUUCCCGUUCCCCGUCGCCCCCUUUUCCGCCCCACAGGCACGCUUACAAGCAUUGGAAGCUGAACUUUCAGCAAUCAGCAUCCCCGACGAGUCAAGCCUCCUCGCCCUCCUCUCCCUCCGCCGCCAACUGUCCGCCCUGAGAGCUGAAAUCCGCUCCUUCCUAACCACCCCCCUCCAUGCCCUCCCCUUCCCGUUCCCCGUCGCCCCCUUUUCCGCCCCACAGGCACGCUUACAAGCAUUGGAAGCUGAACUUUCAGCAAUCAGCAUCCCCGACGAGUCAAGCCUCCUCGCCCUCCUCUCCCUCCGCCGCCAACUGUCCGCCCUGAGAGCUGAAAUCCGCUCCUUCCUAACCACCCCCCUCCAUGCCCUCCCCUUCCCGUUCCCCGUCGCCCCCUUUUCCGCCCCACAGGCACGCUUACAAGCAUUGGAAGCUGAACUUUCAGCAAUCAGCAUCCCCGACGAGUCAAGCCUCCUCGCCCUCCUCUCCCUCCGCCGCCAACUGUCCGCCCUGAGAGCUGAAAUCCGCUCCUUCCUAACCACCCCCCUCCAUGCCCUCCCCUUCCCGUUCCCCGUCGCCCCCUUUUCCGCCCCACAGGCACGCUUACAAGCAUUGGAAGCUGAACUUUCAGCAAUCAGCAUCCCCGACGAGUCAAGCCUCCUCGCCCUCCUCUCCCUCCGCCGCCAACUGUCCGCCCUGAGAGCUGAAAUCCGCUCCUUCCUAACCACCCCCCUCCAUGCCCUCCCCUUCCCGUUCCCCGUCGCCCCCUUUUCCGCCCCACAGGCAAGCUUACAAGCAUUGGAAGCUGAACUUUCAGCAAUCAGCAUCCCCGACGAGUCAAGCCUCCUCGCCCUCCUCUCCCUCCGCCGCCAACUGUCCGCCCUGAGAGCUGAAAUCCGCUCCUUCCUAACCACCCCCCUCCAUGCCCUCCCCUUCCCGUUCCCCGUCGCCCCCUUUUCCGCCCCACAGGCACGCUUACAAGCAUUGGAAGCUGAACUUUCAGCAAUCAGCAUCCCCGACGAGUCAAGCCUCCUCGCCCUCCUCUCCCUCCGCCGCCAACUGUCCGCCCUGAGAGCUGAAAUCCGCUCCUUCCUAACCACCCCCCUCCAUGCCCUCCCCUUCCCGUUCCCCGUCGCCCCCUUUUCCGCCCCACAGGCACGCUUACAAGCAUUGGAAGCUGAACUUUCAGCAAUCAGCAUCCCCGACGAGUCAAGCCUCCUCGCCCUCCUCUCCCUCCGCCGCCAACUGUCCGCCCUGAGAGCUGAAAUCCGCUCCUUCCUAACCACCCCCCUCCAUGCCCUCCCCUUCCCGUUCCCCGUCGCCCCCUUUUCCGCCCCACAGGCACGCUUACAAGCAUUGGAAGCUGAACUUUCAGCAAUCAGCAUCCCCGACGAGUCAAGCCUCCUCGCCCUCCUCUCCCUCCGCCGCCAACUGUCCGCCCUGAGAGCUGAAAUCCGCUCCUUCCUAACCACCCCCCUCCAUGCCCUCCCCUUCCCGUUCCCCGUCGCCCCCUUUUCCGCCCCACAGGCACGCUUACAAGCAUUGGAAGCUGAACUUUCAGCAAUCAGCAUCCCCGACGAGUCAAGCCUCCUCGCCCUCCUCUCCCUCCGCCGCCAACUGUCCGCCCUGAGAGCUGAAAUCCGCUCCUUCCUAACCACCCCCCUCCAUGCCCUCCCCUUCCCGUUCCCCGUCGCCCCCUUUUCCGCCCCACAGGCACGCUUACAAGCAUUGGAAGCUGAACUUUCAGCAAUCAGCAUCCCCGACGAGUCAAGCCUCCUCGCCCUCCUCUCCCUCCGCCGCCAACUGUCCGCCCUGAGAGCUGAAAUCCGCUCCUUCCUAACCACCCCCCUCCAUGCCCUCCCCUUCCCGUUCCCCGUCGCCCCCUUUUCCGCCCCACAGGCACGCUUACAAGCAUUGGAAGCUGAACUUUCAGCAAUCAGCAUCCCCGACGAGUCAAGCCUCCUCGCCCUCCUCUCCCUCCGCCGCCAACUGUCCGCCCUGAGAGCUGAAAUCCGCUCCUUCCUAACCACCCCCCUCCAUGCCCUCCCCUUCCCGUUCCCCGUCGCCCCCUUUUCCGCCCCACAGGCACGCUUACAAGCAUUGGAAGCUGAACUUUCAGCAAUCAGCAUCCCCGACGAGUCAAGCCUCCUCGCCCUCCUCUCCCUCCGCCGCCAACUGUCCGCCCUGAGAGCUGAAAUCCGCUCCUUCCUAACCACCCCCCUCCAUGCCCUCCCCUUCCCGUUCCCCGUCGCCCCCUUUUCCGCCCCACAGGCACGCUUACAAGCAUUGGAAGCUGAACUUUCAGCAAUCAGCAUCCCCGACGAGUCAAGCCUCCUCGCCCUCCUCUCCCUCCGCCGCCAACUGUCCGCCCUGAGAGCUGAAAUCCGCUCCUUCCUAACCACCCCCCUCCAUGCCCUCCCCUUCCCGUUCCCCGUCGCCCCCUUUUCCGCCCCACAGGCACGCUUACAAGCAUUGGAAGCUGAACUUUCAGCAAUCAGCAUCCCCGACGAGUCAAGCCUCCUCGCCCUCCUCUCCCUCCGCCGCCAACUGUCCGCCCUGAGAGCUGAAAUCCGCUCCUUCCUAACCACCCCCCUCCAUGCCCUCCCCUUCCCGUUCCCCGUCGCCCCCUUUUCCGCCCCACAGGCACGCUUACAAGCAUUGGAAGCUGAACUUUCAGCAAUCAGCAUCCCCGACGAGUCAAGCCUCCUCGCCCUCCUCUCCCUCCGCCGCCAACUGUCCGCCCUGAGAGCUGAAAUCCGCUCCUUCCUAACCACCCCCCUCCAUGCCCUCCCCUUCCCGUUCCCCGUCGCCCCCUUUUCCGCCCCACAGGCACGCUUACAAGCAUUGGAAGCUGAACUUUCAGCAAUCAGCAUCCCCGACGAGUCAAGCCUCCUCGCCCUCCUCUCCCUCCGCCGCCAACUGUCCGCCCUGAGAGCUGAAAUCCGCUCCUUCCUAACCACCCCCCUCCAUGCCCUCCCCUUCCCGUUCCCCGUCGCCCCCUUUUCCGCCCCACAGGCACGCUUACAAGCAUUGGAAGCUGAACUUUCAGCAAUCAGCAUCCCCGACGAGUCAAGCCUCCUCGCCCUCCUCUCCCUCCGCCGCCAACUGUCCGCCCUGAGAGCUGAAAUCCGCUCCUUCCUAACCACCCCCCUCCAUGCCCUCCCCUUCCCGUUCCCCGUCGCCCCCUUUUCCGCCCCACAGGCACGCUUACAAGCAUUGGAAGCUGAACUUUCAGCAAUCAGCAUCCCCGACGAGUCAAGCCUCCUCGCCCUCCUCUCCCUCCGCCGCCAACUGUCCGCCCUGAGAGCUGAAAUCCGCUCCUUCCUAACCACCCCCCUCCAUGCCCUCCCCUUCCCGUUCCCCGUCGCCCCCUUUUCCGCCCCACAGGCACGCUUACAAGCAUUGGAAGCUGAACUUUCAGCAAUCAGCAUCCCCGACGAGUCAAGCCUCCUCGCCCUCCUCUCCCUCCGCCGCCAACUGUCCGCCCUGAGAGCUGAAAUCCGCUCCUUCCUAACCACCCCCCUCCAUGCCCUCCCCUUCCCGUUCCCCGUCGCCCCCUUUUCCGCCCCACAGGCACGCUUACAAGCAUUGGAAGCUGAACUUUCAGCAAUCAACAUUCCCGACGAGUCGUCCCUCCUCGCCCUCCUCUCCCUCCGCCGCCAACUCUCUGCUCUGAGGGCUGAAAUCCGUUCCUUCCUCACCACCCCCCGCCACGCCCUCCCCUUCCUCUCCCCUGGGAGGGUUGUGCGGAUACUGUGCCUGGGGGGAGGGGGCGGGGCGGGGGGAGCGGAGGGGGAAGGGGAGGGGGAGGGGGGAGGGGAAGGGGGGGAGGCGGGGGGGAUAGGGAACGAGGAGGAUGUGACUGUAUGGGGCGUGGUGGUGAAUUUCAGGAAGGUGAACCGGAGCGUGUUUUUUGAGAAUUCUCACAAAAGGGGAGUGGGAGGAGGGGAGCAGCACGAUGAGGCGGCGGAAGCAGCAGCUGACGUGGCGUAUGACGUGGACAUUCUCACGCGGUGUGUGGAGGAAGGAAGUGCAGGGCGCAUGGGGCCGCCUGGGGGGCCCAGGAAGGUGGUGCGGCCGUGCAGACCGGGGGAGGAAGGGGGCAGUCCGCUAGUUGCCUCGUUCCCUCUGACCCAGCUGGAUGGCAUAAGCGCAGUGCGCCUCUUUCUCCCAAAGGACCUGAAGCACAAGGAGCCAAGAGAGGCCGCCCUGAAGUCGCUGCAGCAGCUGCUGCUGAGAGCUGGGGCAGAUGGCGUGCAAAUGCUGGACCCUGAAGAGGAUAUGGAGGUCAACAGCUCAGCCUAUCGCAAGGCCGUGAGGAGAGCCGAAGCACUCGAAGCACUGAUCGCUUCCCACGCUCUAGCCUCGGCGCCGGACCUGCAGGUUCGGGUCCGGGAGCUGGCUCGGAAGAGCAAGCUGAAAAUUGCACUCAAAGUGCUUAAAAAGGAGGUCAAGGCGGCGGGCGGGCUUAUAUUGAAGGACGAGCUUAAAUCGAGGAUGAGGGUGCUGCGUCGAUUGGAGUACAUCGAUGAAGAUGAGAUCGUGCGAGUCAAGGGCAGGGUAGCCUGUGAGAUCUCCUCAGCAGACGAGCUGGUGGUGACCGAAUUGCUCUUCAGUGCAGCCCUGGCGGACCUCCCUCCCGAGACCGUGGCGGCGCUGCUGUCGUGCUGCGUGUGGCAGGAGAAGGGGGCCGGCGGGGCCAAGAGACCGAGAGAGAGCCUGCAGGGACCGCUGGCGCAGCUGAGGGAGAUUGCCAGGCGGAUAGCGCGCGUGCAGGAGGAGUGUAAGAUUGCCCUUGACGUGGAGACCUACGUGGCGUCCUUCCGACCCGACAUCAUGGAGGCGGUGUUUGGGUGGUGCCAUGGGGCCGCGUUUGCUGAUGUGCUGGCAGCAGCCGACACGUUUGAGGGGUCUCUGAUCCGCGCUAUGAGGCGACUGGAAGAGCUGCUGCAGGAGGCAGCUGCCUACACGUUUGAGGGGGCGCUGAUCUGUGCUAUGAGGCGGCUGGUAGCGCUGCUGCAGGAGGUGAGUGUGAGCUAUGAGUGGGUUAGUUAA
Messenger RNA from Closterium sp. Naga37s-1, 8607 nucleotides. Lineage: Eukaryota; Viridiplantae; Streptophyta; Zygnematophyceae; Desmidiales; Closteriaceae. The record is from the annotation of a GenBank genome assembly.